This is a messenger RNA of Centruroides sculpturatus (bark scorpion), 2133 nucleotides long. Its product is annotated as biotinidase-like. The transcript is spliced from 3 exons. The record is from RefSeq and is a predicted model, not a curated record. Bases 167 to 1660 code for a protein of 497 amino acids. NCBI's taxonomy places the organism in Eukaryota, Metazoa, Arthropoda, Arachnida, Scorpiones, Buthidae.
GCAAAAGUUGCUUUAUCACAUUUACGAAUAAUUUAUGAUGUCGUCAUUUGUAUGAAAUACGAUUGGUUAUAUUUGUGAAUCUCUUAUCAUACUUGUCUGUGUUGUGGGUAUUUAUUUGAACUCUUACAGUAGAAAACCACAGAUUCCUCGGUUCUUCCGUCUUACAAUGUUCUCUGUAGUGUUUGGACUGUUACUGAUAGUUGCGGUCAAAUGUCAAGAUGUUGAUGACCCAGACUAUUACACAGCUGCUGUAUACGAACACGUGGGGAAAGGUAAUUACAAAACAGAUCCGAUUAAAGAAUACAUUGAAAAAAAUUUGGCCGCUUAUGAAAGAGCUGCAACGACAGCUGGUCAACACAAUGUCGACUUGCUGGCUUUUCCUGAGUAUGGACUCUUCUCAUCCACGAAACGAGAAGUUAUAAUUGACGAUGCCCAAUACGUUCCCGAUCCGAAAAUUGAACAAUGGAAUCCUUGUUUGGAACCCGACAGAUACAACAAUUCAUAUAUUUUAGAAAAGUUAAGUUGCAUGGCUAAGCAAAAUAACUUGGUUAUUUUGGCUAAUAUUCUGUCGAAAGUACCUUGCGACAAUUCUACUGAUUGUCCAGACGAUAAAUUCUAUUUUUACAACACCAAUGUAGCCUUCAAUAGAAGUGGUUUAAUAAUAGCACGAUAUAGCAAAACUCAUUUGUAUUUAGAAGAUGGCCUUAACGUCCUUCCAAAACCCGAAUUUAUUGUAUUUAAUACUGAUUUUGCUUUAAUCGGUACUUUUAUUUGCUUCGAUAUUGUAUGGAAAGAAUCAGUUCAAAUGGUUGAAAAAUAUAAACCUGAUGCUGUUAUAUUUUCCUAUCUAUGGUUCGAAUUCUUUCUACCAGGAAUGAGCGAUAUUCAGAUGCAACAAUCUUGGGGAAUCACAAACAACGUAACCAUUAUAACAGCUAACAGGCAACAUCCACAAUAUGGAUCUUUAGGAAGCGGAAUGUUUUUUGGAGAUACUGGAAUCGGCAAUUACGUUUAUAUCGCAGAUGGUCAAUCCAGACUACUGAUCUCUAAAGUUCCAAAAAGAGGUGUUACACCACCUCAAGAAUUUCCGCCUCCAACCAUUAUUGAAUUUGGUGAUUUUGAAUCACGAAAAUCUGAAAAUAAUAUAUCUUCUGGAGUAUGUUCUAGGAAAAUACUAGGACCCCCAUCAAACAAUAACGACUUCAGAUGCAUUGAUUACGACCUCAGCAACUUUACGUUAGUUAAAGUGAAUGCGGAAAAUCACUUGGAAGCUUGUAAUAAUGGACUUUGCUGUAGUGCUAGUUAUAAAGUACAGUUAUCGGACGAAGACUAUUAUCUGGCAGUUUUCAAUGGAACUUAUACAACUUCCGAAAGAUAUACAUGGUGGAUAGAAGCCUGUCUUUUUGUGCGCUGCGAUUCCUUUGAAGGGAAGGAGUGUUCCACCUUUCCUACAAUAGCUAGCACUGUCUUUGAAGAGCUUAAAAUCGAAGCUAAUUUCACCACUCCAUAUGUCUAUCCCAGCAUUUCUAUUAGCGGCCUACAACUAGCCCCCAAACAGAACUGGGUUUACAACGAACAUGGAUUAUAUUUCAAAACAGAAUCUGACAGCCUCUUACUUGCUACUUUACACGGGAGAUCUUACGAUAGAGAUCCGGAAUAAUUUUCUAAGUUUUAUUAUGUGUUACUUUUAUAUAUAUAUAUAAUUUAGAAAUAUUUUUUACUGUUGUUUUAUUAUUUUGUGUUAAAUGCAAAACUAAAAAUUAAUUUGCAAUUACAAUAAAGUUCUGUUGUGAAAUUUUAAAAUAGAAUCAUUACUGGAGGAGGGAACUGAUCAAAAAUAGAGAUUCUACACUAGAGUGCUGCAACAACGAACUUUUGUUAAAUCUACUUUGAAAGAGAAAGAAAAAAGUAGAAAGUGUAAUUUGCAUUACAGUUAACAGGAUUAUCUUACGUCCUCUUUAAAAUAAAAUUGAUUAAGUUAGAGAAGAAUCAAUAUUAAGCAACACAGGAGAAAAUUAGAAUGAAGUCAUCUGUAUUCUAGCUAACUUCUCUGGUAAAAUUAACUAGAAUGCAUAUCACUUCAUUAGAAUGUAAGUUAGAUUCAGCAGACUACAUAAAUAAUGAGAAACAGCA